Messenger RNA from Eimeria mitis, 2250 nucleotides. RefSeq lists its product as uncharacterized. The transcript is spliced from 3 exons. The record is from RefSeq and is a predicted model, not a curated record. Lineage: Eukaryota; Apicomplexa; Conoidasida; Eucoccidiorida; Eimeriidae. The coding region runs from base 1 to 2250 and encodes 749 amino acids.
AUGACGUCCAUCAGUCACCGCGAGGUACCGCAGGCGGAGGAAAAGGAGCCUCUAGAUGCGCAUGGAUCUGCAUUGACACAACCGACAGCAGACCUCCAUGCGUGGGGAGAUGCUCCUUUAGGAGUUAGUGGAGGCCAUGGAGAGCGUUACUGGAAGCAUACUAACGGUAAAGGGGACGGGUGGCGGCAAGCUAGGAGGCUUCGGCGUCGAAUCGGCUGGUUUUUGCUGUAUGUGCUCAUUCCCGCUAUAAUCAUUUCAGUUUUGCGGGAACUGUGCCGGGCCAACCUGUCCACCUCUACCAACCGAGCUAGAGGAGUUUCGGCUCGCAGGCUGUCGGAGGGCGAUGAAGGCACCCAUCGAGACAGUUCUAUAGAACAGCUCAUAGAAGCAUGUGCAGCAAUAGAGGCUGACAUGGGAUUACCCACGCCCCAAGAAAGAACUCCAGCUCAAGAGUUGGACGCAGCUGAGCAGGUGGCAAGGAUCGCCUUCUCCUUGUAUGCGGAAACCGUAGCAUAUGAGCAAGUCAUGCACCAAACGCCGCAAACAGUCCACACCAGUUUAACCACCUUGCCGCCUUCGCACACCAGUUCGGGAAUACAUUCUCAACACCAACAUUUCCACGGGUCAGUGAGUACUGCAGGCCAGCAGCCUGCUGCUCAACAUCCCCAACACAUAACUACAGGCUUGACAACUUCAGACCUUCAGCCUGCAAGCCACCCGCAUGAACCUUCGGCCUUGCCCCCCCAGUUUCUGGGUGCUCCUCAGCAUCUCCUGUCCGGCACCCAGCCUCUUCUACCAGAGUCAUCACAUCCUGCGUGGCUCCCCCAGGGUGCACUUGCGAGUUCGCAGCCGGGUUUUGCAUACCCCCAGUAUUUUGCGGGUCCUCAGCCUCCUGUUGGAGCCCCUCAGUCCGUCGGUUUGCCUUCUCAGGUUGCAGCGUUGCUCCCUGAGAAUGCUGCACAGCGUGCCCCAAGGAAGCGAAGCUAUUUAGAAGGUCCACACGGGACAUCUCAGGCACUCGAUCCGGAUUCCUGGCUGGAUGUAUCCUACAUGCACAGCCCGCCGGAACGACAAUGGCAGAGCCCUGCAUAUUUCUCGCAGUAUCCCCAUGGAGACCAGUCUGCGCCUCCAUCGAGGGGGACAUCUCAGGCACUCGAUCCGGAUUCCUGGCUGGAUGUAUCCUACAUGCACAGCCCGCCGGAGCGACAAUGGCAGAGCCCUGCAUAUUUCUCGCAGUAUCCCCAUGGAGACCAGUCUGCGCCUCCAUCGAGUGCCGCAAAGAAGUAUCCCUUAGGGGGAACAAAAAGAUGGGCUACAUGGCAGAGUUCUUCAACUUCUUCCGUAGCUGGUGCAGGAGCGGCUCCCGCAGCAGGAGCAGCGGCAGAUCCCGCACGCGAGGCCUUCGCAGCAGCAGGAGACCCCGAAACAACAGUAACUAGCUCUCAGGCUAACAGGAUAAGCAAGCAUCCCUUUGUCCAGCUGCCUGUUUUGAAGAGGGGAGUGGUGCCGCCGCACAUUCCGCUGACACCUUCGGAUUUUAGGACAACAAAUGGAGCUUCAGUGCGUGAUACUUUGCUUAUGUUUCGCCGGCUGUUCAUGGAGGGAGAGCUGAGCCAAAUGGACGCCACCCUGCUUGGGGCGUAUGUUCAAGAACUUGCGAUUGCAUCGGAGACAACAAAUGGAGCUUCAGUGCGUGAUACUUUGCUUAUGUUUCGCCGGCUGUUCAUGGGGGGAGAGCUGAGCCAAAUGGACGCCACCCUGCUUGGGGCGUAUGUUCAAGAACUUGCGAUUGCAUCGGCCGCACGUGCGCGGGCGACCAAACGAAUGAAUCGCCCGUUGCAUUGUGUGAUGACCAUAGGGAGGCAUUUCCUAGUUCUCGACGCCAUCGUGUCUGCACUGCAUGUCCUAGGGGUGUCGCCGCCAUCUUGCACGUGGUGGGAGGCCUUUGUCGAAUGCUUCGAUACGGACUACCGGUAUACGGCAGCUGGGCGCCGCGUCAAAGAGAGUGGCAAGGUCAACAUCGACCUUGCCAAUCGUCUACUGGCUGCCAUAACUAUCUUCAAAACAGGGAAUCGCCCAGAUCUCGAGGAAAUUAUACAUUUGAAGUGGAUCCUCUUCUUCUCUGUACACUCACCAUGGCGAUUCAGGGCUCCCGCUUGGGACACGUGGAGAAGAGAUUAUUUGGAGUUUCAAGAAAAGGAACCUGAGCUCGCUGCAUGGUUGGUGUGGCGAAGACAAUUGCCGCAUUAG